AUGGCGUCCCAGUAUUCCUCCUCGUGGCAGGAGGUGAUCGACAAAAACCAAAUUCCACUCUCGAGGAACUUUCUCGUGGGCCUUCAUUUGACACAUUUAUUCAGCACUCGGUUUGCUCCGAAUGUCACACAUUAUACACAGAAGUUCUUCCAUCUACAAUAUUUCAUCGAAAGAGAAGGGUCACAGAAUAUAUACGACAUCGGCCUCGACGACGGCUACUACGUGGUGACCUGGGUGGUGUUACUUACCUUCUUCAGAUCUGUCCUCAUGCAAUGGGCGUUCACUCCAUUCGCUAAAUACAUCUGUAAUAUCCAUUCGAAGAAGGCAAAGAUGCGGUUUGCUGAACAAAGUUGGGCUGUGACCUAUUACUGCUUCUCCCUUGAUAACCUAUACAUCGGCUGGCCACACUACCGUAUGCCAUCGCUAUUCAAAAAAUACUACCUUGUGUCUAUUGCCUUUUGGUUACAACAGAUUGUUGUGCUCAACAUCGAAAAGAAGCGGAAAGACCAUUUCCAAAUGUUCAGCCACCACAUCAUCACGGUCGCGUUGGUCUUGGGCUCUUACUAUUAUUACUACAACAGAAUUGGUAACAUGAUUUUGAUGAUUAUGGAUUCUGUCGACAUUUUCUUGUCGACUGCUAAAGUUUUGAAAUACUCCGGAUGGCAGCGCACCUGCGACGCGAUGUUCGUUCUUUUCCUCGUUUCUUGGGUUGCGUUGCGCCAUGGUGUUUACAACUACCUUUACUACCAUGCAUGGGUUAAGGCUAGAGAUUUGAUGUUCGACAGUCAGUGCAUCCCUGGUCUUGAUCAGAAGAGGUGCUGGACCACGACCGUCGUAAAUGUUUUCUUGGCACUUCUUGGUGGUUUGCAGAUCAUCACCUGCCUCUGGAUGUUGGCAAUCUUAAAGGUUUUGAACAAAGUCAUACAUGGCGAUAGCGCAGAUGAUGUUAGAAGUGAUGAGGAUGAUUCCGAUGUAGAGGUGGAAGAGGAAGAGGCUGAUCAGGUCGAGACAGAAACACCAGAAACGACCGACGAAGACGUCUCUGAGAAAGUGGCACAGGACAUAAAAAUCUCCAUCCAGAAUUAA
Molecule: messenger RNA, 1086 nt
Organism: Candidozyma duobushaemuli
Lineage: Eukaryota; Fungi; Ascomycota; Pichiomycetes; Serinales; Metschnikowiaceae
Gene: LAC1
Product: Lac1p
Exons: 2
Coding region: 1-1086 (361 amino acids)
Biological process (GO): ceramide biosynthetic process
Cellular component (GO): membrane
Molecular function (GO): sphingosine N-acyltransferase activity
Source: RefSeq, a predicted model, not a curated record